Molecule: messenger RNA, 4319 nt
Organism: Drosophila sulfurigaster albostrigata
Lineage: Eukaryota; Metazoa; Arthropoda; Insecta; Diptera; Drosophilidae
Gene: alpha-Man-Ia
Product: mannosyl-oligosaccharide alpha-1,2-mannosidase IA
Exons: 7
Coding region: 713-2680 (655 amino acids)
Biological process (GO): carbohydrate metabolic process; N-glycan processing
Cellular component (GO): endoplasmic reticulum; Golgi membrane
Molecular function (GO): calcium ion binding; mannosyl-oligosaccharide 1,2-alpha-mannosidase activity
Source: RefSeq, a predicted model, not a curated record
UUCCUGCACAAUGAAAGCAAUGGAAACAUUUUAAACGCUCUACCGCUCCCGUUCGUUCGUGAGAUGUGUGUUGUCUGCUCUCUGUUGCUUGCUGCUUCUCAGACUGUGAUCUUACGCGUAUAAUCAAUUAAAAUAUACGAAAAAUCGUGCUAGUGUGUGUUCUUCUAUUUGUAAAUUCUCGAAGACACCGAGACGCGUUCGCUGUGUGUUUAUUUAAUUGUAGUUUGCCGUCGUCAAAAGUCUUCGCUUACGUGUAAUAGUUUUGCCAAAAAUAGCCAAGUAAUAAAAUUAUACAGAAUACUCAUACAUACAUAUAUACAAGUAGCAACAAAAACAAUGAAACGCCCGCACUAACAACAACAAUAACAGAAACAACAACGGCAUCGAAACUACAACAAGAAAAAAAGCUCUUCAAAUUAUAUGCGCCUGCGUCAUCGUAUGUGCAAUAGUGUGCGUGAAUCUCCAACGAGAGCGUGUAUGUGUGAAUGCGUCGUGUGCGUGUGUGAGUGAGUGAGUGCAUUUAUGCCAAUGUUGUGCUUGAUUGUGUGUGUGCCUAUGCAUCUGUUUUGAAACCGGCAUCAUAACGUCAGCUGAGCUGAGCAGCGGCGAACAAAAAGACGAAGAAGAAGAAGCAGUGCGCCUUCACCCCCAAACUCACCAAAACACACACACAUACAUAACGCACACACACACAUAUAGAAACAACACGAAAAUGUAUCGAAUCGGUCCAAUUGGACGUAAAUCGAACUUCCAUUCGCGCGAGAAAUGUCUAAUUGGACUCGUGCUGGUGACAUUGUGCUUCCUAUGCUUCGGUGGCAUUUUCCUGCUGCCCGAUAAUUUUGGCAGCGAGCGCGUACUGCGCGUCUACAAGCACUUCCAAAAGGCCGGUCCCGAAAUCUUCAUACCCGCCCCUCCGCUGGCCGCGCAUGCGCCACGCGACGAGGAUCCCCAUUUUAUGGGCGAUCGUCAGCGAUUGCAACAGAAAAUCAUUGCUGAGCUCGGCGACAUACUCGAUGAGCCGCAAGUGGCCGCUGUCGCUGCUGCUGCAUCCGAUGCAGCUGGCGCUGCGGCUGCGCCAGCGGUGCAACAAGAGCAGCCGGUGCAACAGGAGACGCAGCCCGAUGUGGCGCAACAACAACGUGUCUCAUCGGCCGAUGAUACCACACAUAAUCAACAACAACAACAACAGCAGCAGCAACAACAAUUGAAGCUGCCCAUGGGCUUGUCAAAGGACUCUACAGCUGAUCAUGCUGCCGACGCGGGAAUGGAGGAGAAACGUCUUAAAGUCAAAGAGAUGAUGGAGCACGCCUGGCACAACUACAAACUGUAUGCGUGGGGCAAAAACGAGCUGCGUCCUCUGUCGCAGCGUCCGCACUCGGGCAGCAUCUUCGGAUCGUACGAUCUGGGCGCCACGAUUGUGGAUGGCCUCGAUACGCUGUACAUAAUGGGCCUGGAGAAGGAGUACAAGGAGGGACGCGAUUGGAUCGAGCGGAAGUUCUCGCUGGACAACAUCAGCGCCGAGUUGUCCGUGUUCGAGACAAACAUUCGCUUUGUCGGCGGCAUGCUAACGCUUUACGCCUUCACCGGUGAUCCGCUCUACAAGGAGAAGGCUCAGCAUAUAGCGGACAAAUUGUUGCCCGCCUUCCAGACGCCCACUGGCAUUCCAUAUGCGUUGGUCAACACCAAGACGGGCAUGGCCAAGAACUAUGGCUGGGCCUCCGGCGGCAGUUCGAUUCUCUCCGAGUUUGGCACACUCCAUCUGGAGUUUGCCUACUUGAGCGACAUCACCGGCAAUCCACUGUAUCGCGAGCGUGUGCAGACCAUACGUCAGGUGCUCAAAGAGAUUGAGAAGCCCAAGGGACUCUAUCCCAAUUUCCUCAAUCCCAAGACGGGCAAAUGGGGUCAACUGCACAUGUCGCUGGGCGCUUUAGGCGACAGCUACUACGAGUAUCUGCUGAAGGCGUGGCUGCAAUCUGGGCAGACGGACGAGGAGGCACGCGACAUGUACGACGAGGCAAUGCUGGCCAUCAUGGACAACAUGGUGCGAACCAGUCCCAAUGGACUGACCUAUGUAUCCGAUCUGAAAUUCGAUCGAUUGGAACACAAAAUGGAUCAUUUGGCCUGCUUUUCAGGCGGACUUUUUGCGUUGGGCGCCGCAACGCGUCAGAACGAGCAUACGGAUAAGUACAUGGAGGUGGGCAAAGGCAUUACAAACACCUGCCAUGAGAGCUAUGUGCGCACACCGACUCAACUGGGACCCGAAGCAUUCCGUUUCAGUGAUGCGGCAGAGGCGCGUGCUCUGCGCUCCCAGGAGAAGUAUUACAUACUGCGGCCAGAGACAUUCGAGAGCUACUUUGUGCUGUGGCGUCUGACGCACGAUCAAAAGUAUCGCGAUUGGGGCUGGGAGGCGGUCCAGGCCCUGGAGAAGCAUUGCCGCACAGCGCAUGGUUAUUGCGGGCUGCGCAAUGUGUAUCAGCAGGAGCCGCAAAAGGAUGAUGUUCAGCAGAGUUUCUUCCUGGCCGAGACACUCAAGUAUCUUUACUUGCUGUUCUCGGACGAUUCCGUACUGCCGCUGGACGAAUGGGUGUUCAACACUGAGGCGCAUCCGCUGCCCAUCAAGGGUGCCAACAUUUACUACAGACAGGCGCCAGUUCCGCUGCCUGCAUCGAAUGCUUCAUAAGCAACAACAACAGCAACAACAACAACAACAACAGCAGCAAACAGCAAGAAUGUCAUUUUAAUAUUUAAUUUUCCGUUUUUUUUUUUUUUUUUUUUUUUGUAUGUAUUUUAAUUUUUCUUUUUAGUUAGUGCUUCUUUUUAAAUAUGGUAUAUAUAUAUAUAUUUUGUAAUUAAUUAUUGACGAUAAUUUUGCAAUAAGGCAAUAAGUAUGUAAUCUUGAUCUUAAAAAGUUCGCGAGCGACGACGAAAACAACUUUCUGUGUAACAUAUUUAAAAAUGCGAAACUUAAUUAACGUUAGCACUCUCUUCCCCUUAAGUAGUCGAAACAUUUUUACUUACUUAAAGCAAGCCCCUAGCCCCUGGCCCCUAGCUAUUAUGGUACACAUAAUGUAGUUGAUAUGUUAUCUAGGCACAAGUUGAAUCCCAAUAGAAACUCUUCGUUUUGGGUUACAUACAUAUAUAUUUUGACAAUUUUGGCAUUUGACAAUUUUGAAAUGCAGAAGCAGCAAUUAAUAUGGUAAUAGACCACACACACACACACACACACACAUACACAUACACAUGCAUAGAUAAUUUGUAUAAGUAAACUCAGGUGUUCGAAUAAUGAUUUAACUAUUUCCAUUUUCCCCAUUUCUAUUUCGAUUUCGGUUUCUCAUUCACUUUUUCACAAUCUCACUUUUUGUAAUAUUCUUCUCUAAUCUCAAAUCUUUAUCUCAAGAAAACUCCAAUCUAUUAACUAGCAACUUUUUUGAUAUGAGAAUAAUAUAUAUACAUAUAUGGGAAACAACUUGCAACAUUCGGUGUCACUCACACACACACACACACACACAUGCACUCUGGGUUUGACAAAUUUCGAGAAAUCUUUGUUUUGUAAAUAUUUCCCCCAGCGGCAAAAUGAAGGCAUCUGUCAGAGAGAGAAAGAAAGAGAGAAUGAAAGAGAGAGAAGGUUUAUAAAUCAAAUCAAAUAAUUAUCAUGUUAUAAUUGUUUAUGUGGUAUAAUUAUUUAUAACAGUAUAUAUAUUUAUAUAUACUUGAAUAUAUAUAUAUAUAUAUAAAUGAAAUAUAGUAAUCUAAUUAUAUAUUGUAAUAGCACCUAGCUUACUUUAAUGAAAUGUAACGCAUAUUACUUUACAUCAGCGAAACGAAUCUUAAAUAUACAUAUAUAUAUACAAAUAUUAUAAUUAUAAAAUGGAAAACAAUAUCGUAGGCAAUUCGUUAAAACAAAAUAUUUAUACAAUUAUACAACAAAUGCUAAAGCGAGCGAAAUAAUUUCAUUUGUAACAAUUGAAAUGUGUGUGUGUUGUUUUUUUUUUUUUGUAAUAUUCCUAAGCCUACUAUAUAUAUAUAGAAAUAUAUAUAUAUAUAUAUUCAUGAUAAUGAUAUUAAUAUUAAUAACAUUAAAUUAAAUCUCAAAUAAUACAUAAAUAGAACAGCAGCAGCAAGGAAGCACAUCAGAAGUAAUGACAAUUAUUUAAAACAAAUAUAUAAAUAAAAAUAUUAUCAAUUUUUUGUAACAUCUCCUGCACUUUGUAUGAGCUCUUGUGCUGUGAGAAGUCAUUUUAGCAUAAUAUACGUAGUAAAUAUUACGUAAAUAUUAAAUAUUAAAUAUUACACAAAAUAAUAAAUAUGACAAAAGAAAA